Messenger RNA from Periophthalmus magnuspinnatus, 2368 nucleotides. RefSeq names its product DnaJ heat shock protein family (Hsp40) member C21 (gene dnajc21). The record is from RefSeq and is a predicted model, not a curated record. NCBI's taxonomy places the organism in Eukaryota, Metazoa, Chordata, Actinopteri, Gobiiformes, Gobiidae. Gene Ontology annotation, molecular function: zinc ion binding; nucleic acid binding. Bases 248 to 1828 code for a protein of 526 amino acids. The transcript is spliced from 12 exons. Gene Ontology annotation, cellular component: cytoplasm.
GAGGAAGAAAAGGAGGGUCACGUGGUGUCCACACUUUUCCACAGAAUGGUUUCCAACAGGACUUCAAUUUUUGACAAAACCACUACUUUUUCUUAUUAAAUUACCGUUCUGAUAUAAACGUAGAGAUUUUAAGAUGUAAUUUACUUGUUAAAACGUCACUCCAGUAGCAAUAGCAGGGUAACUGAUGUGAGCUAAUGUUUUUACUUUUCAAUUAUUUAUUAACAUACCGGCUGCUAAGUUGUCAACAAUGAAGUGUCACUACGAAAUUCUUGGUGUCAAACGAGAUGCUGGAGAUGAUGAUCUGAAGAAAGCUUAUCGCAAAUUAGCACUGAAAUGGCAUCCAGAUAAGAACUUGGACAAUGCCGAGGAAGCUGCAGAACAAUUUAAGCUGAUUCAGGCCGCGUAUGAUGUUCUCAGUGAUCCACAGGAGAGAGCCUGGUAUGACAAUCACAGGGAAGCCUUGCUCAAAGGUGGCCUCAGUGGAGAUUAUGAAGAUGACAGCAUAGACCUGCUUCAGUACUUCACUGUCACUUGUUAUUCUGGCUAUGGAGAUGAUGAAAAGGGCUUUUAUGCAGUCUAUAGAAAUCUAUUUGAGCUGAUUGUAAAGGAGGAGAUGGAGCAUUCUAAGGUGGAGGAGGAAGUUGAAGACGAUGCAUUUCCAUCUUUCGGAGACUCUCAGAGUGAUUAUGAUAGUGUGGUGCACAUAUUUUAUGCUUACUGGCAGAGUUUUUGCACUCGAAAAAACUUUGCCUGGAAAGAAGACUAUGAUACAAGGCAAGCAUCCAACCGCUGGGAAAAACGGGCUAUGGAGAAGGAGAAUAAGAAGACCAGAGAAAAAGCUAGAAAGGAGCGUAAUGAGCUGGUGCGUCAACUAGUGGCCUUUGUACGGAAGCGUGAUCGGCGGGUACAGGCUCACAGAAAGCUGGUUGAGGAACAAAACGCUGAGAAAACCAAGAAGGUUGAGGAGCUGCGACGUAAGCAGAAACUUGACCAAGCUAAGCUGGCCGAAGAAUACAAGGAGCAGAGCUGGGCUGCCAUGUCUGAACUGGAGAAAGAAUUGCAGCAGAUGGAGGCUGAGUAUGGAGAGGAGUUUGGAGAUGCAUCAGAGAGUGAAGAAGAAGAGCUGGAUGUGGAUACACAAGAAAAAGAUGCUGAGGAGCCUGAUGCAGAGGAGCUCACUCUUGAUGAGUUUGACUUAUACUGCCUAGCCUGCGAUAAAUCCUUCAAAUCAGAUAAAGCUAAAAUGAACCAUGAAAAAUCCAAAAAGCAUCGGGAGAUGGUGGCAUUGCUACGGCAACAGUUGGAGGAGGAAGAUGACUCACUCAGCCUGAAGCUGGAUGAAGAAGAACAAGAAGAGGAAAAUGAGAAUGAAGAGGAGGAGGAGGAGGAAGAAGAUAAACCCAAGCAAAAACUUUCCAAAAAACAGAAGAGAAAAAAAAAACUACAGAAAGUGAACCAUAGCGCUCCAAAGGAUGAAGUUCAGCCUGAGGAAACCAGCUCAAGUGUCAAAGACCCUGAAGAAACCGAAGAACCCACAAAGUCAGAAGAGAAGAGAGACCCAGCUCCCUCUCAGGCCAAGAGUUCUGGAAAAACUAAAGCGAAAAAAGGAGUCAUAAAAGACACAACGAAACCUACGAUGGCACAAAAUGGAGAACAAAAUACAGAGAAAGAAGUAGACUUCCGCUGUGUGACCUGUAACAAUGAGUUUCCAACACGAAACAAGUUAUUUGACCAUCUUAGAACCAGUGGUCAUGCGUCGGCGCUUUCCCACAACGCUGUUCAGAAUUCCUCUGGUAAAAAUAAGAAAGACAAGAAGAAAAACAGAUAAAACACCUCCACCAUCUUUGUGAUGGGAUGAAACUGUUCCACAAAGAGACAGAGGAAGAACCUGUAUUUUAAUGGACCACACAGGGAAACCAUCACAAUUUUAGGAAUCUUGUUGAACAUGAAAAGAGCCUUUUGCAUGGACACGUGAAAGACAGAAACUAACAGAAACUGAUAUUUACAAUUAUUGUAAAUAAAGUGACUUGUGAGACAAGACUCUGCAGAGAGGAGGGUUUAUGUUGCAUUUGAAAUAUUAAUUUACACCUUCUUUGCCAUAAUAAGUUCAGGAGCUAAUUUUAAAAGACGUAAUGACUUAUCUUUGACAGGUGCACUGCAGGUCACUGUGGUGGAUGUGGUAACUGCUUGUCCUUUACUGCACAACACAACAAAAAUUUACAUACAAUUAUUUAAUUUCCAAAUGAUUAAUGGACCAAAAUGCAUAAUCGAUUUGUCCAUGGGGUUUAAGCAGCACAGUAGCUUUAUGGAAAAAUGCUGAAAAUGUUCUGAUAUUUGCAUUAUGUCCAAUAAAGGCUUUUCAUCAACU